Molecule: messenger RNA, 1030 nt
Organism: Jaminaea rosea
Lineage: Eukaryota; Fungi; Basidiomycota; Exobasidiomycetes; Microstromatales
Product: BLUF-domain-containing protein
Exons: 3
Coding region: 117-758 (213 amino acids)
Molecular function (GO): FAD binding; blue light photoreceptor activity
Source: RefSeq, a predicted model, not a curated record
CUCGUCGUCGAGCUUGCACCGCCUACGAAACAUUGAGACCAGAUGUAGGCUUUCAUAUCCUCUUCGCUUCCCUUUGCAUCCAUCGUACCAUCCAACGGCUCCACCAUCCACUCGACAUGUCUAGCUCGACUCUCAGAAGACCAAGGGUCAACGCCGGUGCUGGUGGCCCCUCAACCGCUCGCAUCGCAACGGCUGCUGCAGGUCGAAGCUCACCAACACGCCCGCCAAUUGCCACUGAGCAGUCCAACUCUUCGACGACCACCAACGAAAGCGAGAGCAGUAUGAGUGGCCGUGGCGAGACCACAUAUGAGACAGACCCCACCUCCCUGUCUGAGGGCAUGAGCGGCGAAAGCAGCAAAGACACUGGCAAUCUUGUUCAUUCUCCUAGCCUGUCAGCCCCUACCUCACCCACUGGAUUUGACGGCACGAUAGGCCAAGACUCCCUCUGCCAAUUGGUCUACACAUCAUCCGCUCGUGAUCGCUAUCUCACGCGCGAGCAACUGCAAACCCUUCUUAACCACUCGCGCCACCGCAAUGCCUCCAAGGGCAUCACGGGCUUACUCCUCUAUCGUGACGGCACAUUUGCCCAAUUCCUCGAAGGUCCCACCCACCACGUCGAAGCCCUCUUUGAGACCAUCAGGCAAGACGAACGACACAGAGGUGUCAUCGUAGUGCUCAAGCGCCAGGGACUGCAGAAGCGCGAUUUCGAUGGAUGGAGGAUGGCGUACCGUGAUCUGGAUCAGGAAAGGCUUGCUUGAUCGAUUUGACAAAGACGCAGGAGAAGGACUUGACGCAUCACCAGAUGUCAUCUUCCAUACGCACGCUCAUCAAGGUCUUCCACGGGUCGCUCGCGAGAGCCAAUUGAGAUUGUACGACGCCUCGUCACCACCACCCACACGCCGUCGCUUUUCGAUUCAUUCAUACACGAUACCCAUUUGGAUCUUCACUCACACAUUCACAUCCACCACGGCUGCGCUUGCGCGUCGCUCCCACGCUGUCAUGUCUGAUAUUGGGCAUUCUCGCUCUCGCC